Messenger RNA from Morone saxatilis (striped sea-bass), 2020 nucleotides. Its product is annotated as early growth response protein 1-B. NCBI's taxonomy places the organism in Eukaryota, Metazoa, Chordata, Actinopteri, Moronidae. Gene Ontology annotation, molecular function: RNA polymerase II cis-regulatory region sequence-specific DNA binding; DNA-binding transcription factor activity, RNA polymerase II-specific. The record is from RefSeq and is a predicted model, not a curated record. Gene Ontology annotation, biological process: regulation of transcription by RNA polymerase II.
AAGGAACCCCUGCAACCCUUAAAACCGAAGCUUCCAACUCGGAAUUUGCUUUUAACCCAUGCGAGUGCCCAAAAGACACCUACACCCCCUCCUCGCUCGCCUACUCUGGCAGUUUCUAUGUUGAGGCAUCUCAGGGAGCGCCGUGCAGCACCGAAACACUCCUAAAUAUGAUCACUGAGAUCGUGGGUAUAUCUACACUGCCACUUUCAGAAGUGCAACAGAGCGGCAACAGUCGGGGAACUUAUCCAUCGCCUGCGCCGAUGGACAGCAGCAAUGGCAAUUUUGGAGACCCCGGCAUCAAGAGGCAAUCCUACACCUGCUCCGGACCUUCUCCCCCUGUAUACUCUCCAGACCAAACGUGCCCGAGGUAUGCUGAUGAUCAGGCCGGCAGCCAGACCCAAGACCCGUCCACUUCCCAGCUGAGCUUCGGCUCCUCCCGAGCUCCGAACCAGAAGAAGGAUGAACCAAAGUCAGAGGCCGCUUCUUUCCCUGUCGUAGUCAAGAAUGAGUUUGAAAGCAGCUGCUACGAGUGGGGGACAUUUAACAAGUCGGAGUGUUUGGAGACGAAUUUCCAGACAGAAACCUUCCCGAUGUCAAGCGACUUCCCCCCUGACCAGCAAAUGGAUGUUAAGGAACUUUUAGACACGUUUCCCCCAAUUUGCCCCAACCCAGAGAUGGAGUUUAAAGUAGAGGGAGGUAUCAAACAGGAACCGUGUUUCUCUGACACUUGUUCUCAGAGCUACUCCAGCCCCCUGUACAAUAAUUACCUCCCACCACCUCCAAUGGGCCUCUCCUCUAACCUGAAACCCUUCCCCGAACCCCCACAGCCAUCUAAUCAGUGCGAUUCCUUAUACACAUCACCAGCUUUACCGAGCACCAUAGACUCCAUCCUGUACUCUUCCUUGUUGCCAGAUUCUUUUGCCCAAAGUUACACCACCCGUGCGACGAAGCCCCCCAGGGCCAGAAAGAGCCCCGCCGCCUCUCACGGCCCAGCCAAAGAGAAACCCUUCGCCUGCCCCAUGGAGAGCUGCGACCGGCGCUUCUCUCGCUCGGAUGAGCUCAACCGGCACAUCCGUAUCCACACGGGCCACAAACCUUUCCAGUGCCGCAUCUGUUUGCGCAGUUUCAGCCGUAGCGAUCACCUUACCACCCACACCAGGACUCACACCGGAGAGAAGCCCUUUUCCUGCGACGUCUGCGGCAAACGGUUCGCCCGCAGCGACGAGAGGAAACGACACGGACGCGUACACCUGAAACAGAAGGAGAAAAUGGAAAUAAAGCCACAGGUGACCACCGGAGCAUGGCCAUUCACUCUUCCCGAGGGAAUUUGAAGACAAGGCUAUGUGUCCACACAUACAAUAUUAGGAUCUUUCCGUCUUGGAAGAUAAGCCAGCUGACUACAAGUUGAUGUCUGAGUUGGUUUGCCUGGCAAGCCAAUGCCUGACAGCAGAGGUUUUGCGAAUAUAUUGCAGUUUUUUUUAGGAGCAGAAAGGGAGAAAGAGGUCUGCUUCGGCCUUAUUGCCUGCUGCUGAUGCUGCUGACUUUAUGCAAAUAUGCAUAAGUUGUAAAAGUCGGUAAACAGAUCAACAGUGACUUGUUGCUGUUACUGUCAGUAGAGCCAAAACCUCUCUGCUGCGGCAUUGCAUGACUGCUGUUCAGCACCUCUUCAUCUGGACAGCUCCAACCUCCAUCGCCUCUGAGCCUGGACGGAUUGCACUUACAGAUUAUUAAUAUCUCCAUUUAAGAUUCUUAUUUUCUGCUUUUAGCAUUCUUAGAGCAAUGGUUUGGACUAUGUUUCUUAAAAUGCAUGUUUAUGUCAAUGUUCUUUUUCCUUUAACUGGAAUAUCAACCUCUGUCAAGGUACUCCUUCACUGCACAGUGAGGGUUAUUGACAUGAAUGUAGGCUAACAUAUUUAUGGCUUUGACCAUAAAGCUGUCCAUCUUUGAUCAAAUUUAGUGUUUGUUUAACUUCUUAUCAUUUGGCUGUCAGUGUUUUUUUGUCAUUGGUCUUUGUGUUGUG